AUGAUAAGCCUCUCUCUUCCAUUUCCCGCCAAACUCCCUGUGCCUCAUGUGAAACCCAGCAACCAACCUUCGCGCCAAAACCUUCCUCCAUCUUCCAUGUCCGUCAACCACUGUAACAGCCGCUUCCACUCCCUCAAGGACCGCCUCGCCCGCCACCUCCAUGCUGGCCAUGUAACAGCCCGCGAAUUGGGGCUUGCAUCAGUUAAUUGUGUGGGGAAUUCUCUUAUUAGCAUGUAUGCUCGGUGUGGUAAUAUGGAAAAUGCUAGGAAAGCCUUUAACAUUCUAUUUGAUGAGAAUUUGAUUUCUUAUAAUACAAUUGUCAAUGCAUAUGUAAAUAGUUUGAAUUCUGAGGAAGCAUUCAAAUUUUUUAAUGAAAUUGAGGAUACGGGAACUCAGGUUGAUGCCUUUACAUUUGCUAGUCUUUUGAGCGGAGCAUCUAGCAUUGGUACAAUUGGUAAGGGUGAGCAAAUCCAUGCUUGCAUACUGAAAUCAGGUUUCAAGUCAAAUCUUCACAUUUCUAAUGCUUUGAUCUCAAUGUACGCUUGA
Messenger RNA from Manihot esculenta (cassava), 546 nucleotides. RefSeq names its product pentatricopeptide repeat-containing protein At3g49170, chloroplastic-like. The record is from RefSeq and is a predicted model, not a curated record. The transcript has 2 exons. Gene Ontology annotation, biological process: RNA modification. NCBI's taxonomy places the organism in Eukaryota, Viridiplantae, Streptophyta, Magnoliopsida, Malpighiales, Euphorbiaceae. Gene Ontology annotation, molecular function: protein binding; RNA binding. Bases 1 to 546 code for a protein of 181 amino acids.